AUGAGCACACGGCUCGCCUUGAAGAAUAUUUCGAUUCGAUGUAAUCGAGUCGCCCCUCGAUGUGACAAAUGUGAAUCUAUUGGAGCCGAGUGUGCAUACCUGCCACGGAAGACACGAGCCAAGAAACAAGGGGAUGACAUUAACGAGAAUGGUGUUCUAUUAGAUAUUCUUCACCGCCUCAAACGCCUAGAAGAGCAUUGUAGCCUGGAGAAAGCUCCGGACAUCAACGAACAUGGCGAUAGUUCCAUGUCAUUUUCAUCUGUCGAUUCGGAUAUCUCUAGGCCUGUAUCUUCGGACAAGUCCUAUGCCCCAGCCUUUUCCGGCGUGAUCGGUUGUAUCUUGAGUCACAUCAAAAAUCCUCAGAACCGGGUCCUACUUCUCUCCAAUGUCUUCAGUCACCUGCGAACGGUCGAAUCGUGCUUUUUUGAAAACGAAUGCUGCAAAAGUUUUUUGCUAUCCAUACCUGACCUUUUGGAAAACCCUCACAUUCAGCUUGACUAUACGUCCCAAAUCAUCUAUCAUACCGUUCGUCUUCAAGGGAUCAUACUGGAUCCCAGCUCUCGCGAGGAUGACGGUGGCCUUGUCCGACAUCUUUACCAGACGUGUCUGACUCUCACUGAUUGCUGGCUGGACCAUAUUCAGAAUACACCUGCCGACCUCUUUGCGGCAGUAUCGAUGGCACUCGAAGGCUGCAAUAGCGAACUGGCUUGGAAGAUGCUCGGCCAUGCCUGCACGAUCGCCAAGGCCUUGGGAUAUUUCUCUGUAGACGGCAAUCCAGAAGAAGCAGACGGGACGCAAGGAUCGACGACCGAUGAAACCGAAAUAGAUAAAAAUCGAAAACGAUUCGAGUUCUGGCAUUUACUUCGAACGGAUUGUCUCUUCCGGCUGUCCUUCGGCAAGCCGACUCUUAUCUCGGCGGGGUCCUGGAAGGUCAACUUCCCUGAUCCCACGAUUAACGGCGUCGAUGAUGGAUCUUCUCGCUUCAUUCAAAUUCAUUUUCUGGCUUCUAUGCGACUUGCCCUAGUGGUGAUGAAGUACCUAGACUGGAUUGACUUGGGGGCAGACCCUGACCCGGUCUUGCAUGAUGCGACUGUUGACAGCUUCCUUGCAGAGGUGCAGUUGAUCAUGUCUGAUUGGGAUACGGACGAGCUUCUUCGAAUGGCCAAGACCCAGAUCGACACAUGGUUCUGCGUGGACAUGAUUUUCAGCAGCUACAAAUUCCUCAUCAUUCUUCACCAGUCAAAAAAACUCAACCAGGAAAGACAUCGUUUACCACAUCAAACUGUGGAUACAUCUAGAAAGUCUUUACAAAUGUUCCAGUCCCUCUUAGGAUCAUCGUUACACGCAUAUUGGGGAAUAAGUCUCAUCUUGUUCCACCAGCUGAUUCCUUUUUUCAUCCUAUGCUUGGAUAUCAUUGGAAAUCCUGAGCGUGGCAACGUUGACAUAGACCUCCCUUCAGUGACCUGGAUUAGUGACUAUGUCGAAAAGAUCGUCGAGAAGCGAGCCGAACUAAGACCCGUGAUGAUUAUCAUGAAGGUUAUGAUGUCCGCUUGCCACCAAGUCAAAACAAAUCGCAUGGCAUCUACAAUGAAAGAAAAUCCAUAG
Molecule: messenger RNA, 1605 nt
Organism: Penicillium atrosanguineum
Lineage: Eukaryota; Fungi; Ascomycota; Eurotiomycetes; Eurotiales; Aspergillaceae
Product: transcription factor domain-containing protein
Exons: 7
Coding region: 1-1605 (534 amino acids)
Biological process (GO): regulation of DNA-templated transcription; DNA-templated transcription
Molecular function (GO): DNA-binding transcription factor activity, RNA polymerase II-specific; zinc ion binding; DNA binding
Source: RefSeq, a predicted model, not a curated record